AGCUAUUUACAUUGAAGAAUUAAAGCAAUCUAUAAAAAGUAAAACCAAACCAGAGAAAAGUAACACCACUUAUUAAAUUAUUACAAAAAUAAUGUGCCGUGUUAGUCAAAGAACACCUUCUUCUUCAUCUCCUUUUUUUGAAUAAAAUAACCAAUUGAGUUAAUGCAUAUGUAUUCUUCUUCAUAUCCUUAGUUCUCUCUCUCUCUCUCUUUCAAUAAUCUGUUCUACACAAAACAGCUCAAGAAAGCUUCUUCAAAAGCCUUAUUCUUCGUUUGCUUCCAUUCUCUACUAAUGGGUUCUUGCCUCAGCUCUCGUGUUGACCAUAAGAGCAGUAGUAGUCUCGACGACCUUCACCUCUCGAGUUGUCAAUCAUCCUCCUCGGCGGCUGAUAAGAGAGAAGGAGAGAUACUUAGCAAAGCAAACGUUAAGAGCUUCACCUUCAGCGAAUUAAAACUCGCAACCAGAAACUUCAGACUAGACUCUGUUGUCGGAGAAGGCGGUUUUGGUUCUGUCUAUAGAGGUUGUAUCGAUCAGACAACUCUCACUCCAACUAAAUCGAGCUCCGGUCUUUUAGUUGCUGUCAAGAGUCUUAACCCUGAUGGCUUUCAAGGUCACCGAGAAUGGCUGACAGAGAUCAACUACUUGGGACAGUUAAGUCACCCAAACUUAGUUAAACUGAUUGGUUAUUGCUUGGAAGAUGAACAUAGGCUUCUUGUGUACGAGUUUAUGCACAAGGGUAGUCUUGAAGAUCAUCUCUUCACAAAUGAUGUGAAGCGUAAGCCGCUCUCUUGGUUAUUACGGGUUAAGGUUGCGCUUGAUGCAGCUAAAGGGCUCGCGUUUCUUCAUAGCGACUCUGUUAAAGUCAUAUACCGAGACAUAAAGGCCUCGAACAUCUUGCUCGACUCGGACUUCAAUGGAAAACUUUCAGACUUUGGGUUAGCUAGGGACGGUCCAAUGGGAGAAACAAGUUAUGUUAGUACGAGGGUUAUGGGUACAUUUGGCUAUGCCGCUCCUGAGUAUGUGUCAACAGGUCACUUGAAUGCCAAAAGCGACGUAUACAGUUUUGGGGUUGUGCUUCUAGAAAUACUAUCUGGAAGGCAAGCAUUGGACCAUAGCCUCCCGACCAAGGAGCAAAACCUUGUGGACUGGGCACGACCGUACCUCACAAGCAAGCGUAAAGUUCUAUUAAUGGUGGACACUCGUAUUAACUCACAGUACAAACCCGACGAAGCAGUGAGAAUGGCAAGCAUUGCUGUGCAGUGCAUCUCGUCUGAACCAAAGUCACGACCAACCAUGGACCAAGUGGUCCGAGCCUUGAUACAACUACAGGCAAGCAUGGUUUAACCGGCCAAAGUUGACACAAGUAAAGAUACCAAAAGACUUGUGGGAUUGUAGUAGGUAGAUAAAGAUGGGGUUACUUACUGUGGUUAGGUCUCAUGUCUCCUCGUGUGGUGUAAUAUUCCUCACUGCUUCCACGAAACAAACACUUAGGCUACAUGAUAUGUUUUGAAAGAAGAUGCCCCACAAUUCUUUUCUUCUUUCAAAACUCCUUAUUGUAUCCAAUGUCCUGCAGCUCCUGCCUAUAGAUUCUUUCUAGGAAAUAUUUUGAGUUGUACUCUCUGUAUAUUUUAAAUUAAAAUUCGACUCUAUAGAUAAAAUAUAUCAAUUUUCUCCGGAAAAUAUUAUAGAUAUAGUCUAAUGAACUAUUUUCCAUGUCUAUACUAUUAUUUACGAACUGAUUUUUCGAAACGGAGCUUUCACGUUAAAAGUUGGACCGGUUAAAAUCAAUGAUACCUUUAAUAAAAAUUUAUAUAUAAUCAAAAAUGAGUUUAUAUUAAUAAUAUAAUUAUUUUUUUAUUGAAUAUCAAAUUUAUUGAUCAAAUGUGGAAAAAAGAUUUACAUAAAUAUGAUUUAUUGUUCUAAUAUGUAAAGAAUAAAAGAAUGAUAUAUUCUAGUAGGUGUAGACAAUAAACCAUUUCACUAGCAGUCCUCUCAGCUUAUGGUUUCCCCUAUACUUCACUGAAGAGAUUCGGUUUUUGAUCAAUCUCCCAAUGACCUUAGUAGUCGUAUCCACAGAUGCACAAACACCUCCAUGCCUUCUUGAGUUCCUCUCCUUCCACAACACAUAAAUGGCAGUCUGAAACACUAACCGGAGAAGUAUAGUGUCUAAUAUGUUCCUGUUUGGGCGUUGCAAGGAGGCAAUUGUAUCUUCCCAGUCCGGCGUUGUCACUGCACCAAGCAGUUUCUCUGCAACAUUCAUCCAUACUGUGAGAGUAUAUUGGCAAGCGAAAAACAAAUCAUCUCUGCUUUCAUCCUUCUUUCGGCAGUAGACACAGCCUUUCUGUGUUCCCCAUUCUCUCAUUCUAAUAGUAAUACCGGUUGAUAAUUUGUCCUUAAACACUAACCAAACCAUGAAGGCUUGUCGGGGGUUGGCCUGAGGGAACCACACAAUACAAUGCCAUGGGAGUUUGGUCUUUUUAACUCGCAGGUAGUCCCAAGUCUUGGUAGGUGAGAAGUAUGGCUUGAAAUCAUCCUCUUCAUGCCGCCAUAAAGCUAUAUCUGGCCCCGCAAUAGCUACCGGCCGUGGAGCCUCUGCAAGCGUAUCACAAAGAUGGGGGUAUCGUCUAUGUUCACACCUCCGAAUGUUCCAUCCGUUCUCUUGGGCUGCUUCAGCAAGAGUAGCAAACUUACUCACUCCAAGAUAGCAAAUGCCUAGCUCUCAUGUGAUAUCAAGCAAUCUACCCAUCUCCAGCCAGUUGUCGAACCAAAAGUACACCGCUUCUCCAUUUCUAACCUCCAACCGAAUGCACUCAUAUGCAACAGGUCGAAGCUUUAGCAACUUCCGCCAGACCCACGGUCCCUUUUUAUCACUAGAAUCCCAGUAAGAGCUGUCCUUUAGUAGAUAAUUUCGAGUCCAAGCAACCUAAAGUGAACCAGUUAGAGAGAACAGUUUCUAGAUAAGACUUUAGUGCAAAUACUCUCGAAGUAUCGCUGAGACACCUGAUGCCUAGUCCACCUUCCUCCUUGGGGCAACAAACAUCUUUCCAAGAAACUUUGGCUUUAUGAGUAAUGGUUGGCGAACCAGACCAUAAGAAGGCGCUGCACAUACUCUCAAUGGUAUCUAAACAGCCUUGUGGCAAAAUAAACGCUGAGCUCCAAAAGUUGACGAUACUUGUGAUCACAGACUUUAUCAGUUGAAGGCGUCAUGCGUCUAAGAGAGAAUUAUUUUGCGAAUCUGAUUAAUAAGAGGCUCAUAUUCCAGCUUGCUCCAAGACUUGGUCGUGAGAGGCAUAUCCAAAUACCUCACCGGUAGCGUUCCAGACACAAACCCACGGCUCUGAGCAGCCUGAGUUAGUAGAUGUUGGUUCAUCCCUGCGGUGAAUAUGGACGACUUGGAGAUGUUAAUUUGUAGACCUGAUAUGGCUGCAAAUUGAUCCAUAACAUCAAGAACCCCGUAGAGACCUCACACUUCCAUCAGUGAAAACUAUUAUAUCAUCAGCGAAGGUGAGAUGAGUGAGCUGAACCUGCUGACACUGCGGAUGGUAAUCAAAGAGACCGUCUGCUGCUGCCUUAUUCAACAUCCCAGAGAGAGCAUUGUUCACGAUCACAUACAGAUAGAGAGAGAGUGAGCACCCUGUCUGAUCCCACGAGCGCUUCUGAAAAAACCUUCCAACUCUCCAUUUAUAGCGACCGAGAAUGAAGCUGUGGAGACGCAGAGAUAAAUCCACCUUAUGAAUUGGCUAGGCAGUCCCAUUGCUUGAAGUACUGCGGUAAUGAAGCUUCAUUUGACAGUGUCGAAAGCUUUUGACAUAUAUAGCUUGAUAGUGCAGCGAUCAGAUUUGCUGGGGAGGUGAUAGCCAUUCACCAAUUUUGUGGCCAACAGAACAUUCUCCAAUAAUAGUCUCCAUUUGAUAAACGCACUUUGGUUGGGCUCAAUGGCUGCAUUGAGUAUCGUUUUGAGGCAGUUAGCAAGGAUCUUUGAAAUUACCUUGUAGAUGAUGUUGCAGCAAGAUAUCGGUCUAUAGUCAUUCAUGGCUGAGCUGGGUUUUUCUUGGAAUCAAAGCCAGUAUAGUGGAGUUUACACCGGUGGGAAGAAAUCCAAAGAGGAAGAAUGAUUGUAUCGCCAUGAUGAAGUCUUUGCCUACAAUAGGCCAGGCCGCUAUGAAGAACUCCUUGGUGUAGCCAUCAGGCCCCGGGACUUUUUCAUUUGGCAGAAUCUUUAAGGUUUGGAUAAUUUCAUCUAGGGUCACAGGAGAGAUUAGAAGAGACUUGUCCUAUUGUGAGCAGCGAAAUCUCAUCAGAAAUUGCAGCUCAUCUACUGGGAUAGGCGUACUUCGGGUUGGUUCAGUUUGGAGGAACUUCUGGAAAUGAUCAACCGCUUCCUUCCUGAUGGCUGAGGGCUCUGUCAAAAUUUCACCGGCCUCGGUAUACAACACAAUAAUAAAUAUAUAUAUUUUAAUGAAUUUUUUAUAUAUAUAAAUAAUAUGAUGUUUGAUUUAAACCUUUUUAAAAUAUAAAUAAUAACUUAAUAUGCUUAUUUUUAAAUUAAUAAAACAUAAAUUAAUAAGUAUUCGUAAGAAUAGUAAAUCCGCAUGUGCGGGCAAAACACAUAGUAUUUCAUUGGUUAUAAAUGUAACUGAAUGAAAAGAUUCACAUUUCAACAAAAAAAAA
Brassica rapa (field mustard) is the source of this 4671-nucleotide messenger RNA. RefSeq names its product probable serine/threonine-protein kinase PBL1. The record is from RefSeq and is a predicted model, not a curated record. Lineage: Eukaryota; Viridiplantae; Streptophyta; Magnoliopsida; Brassicales; Brassicaceae. Gene Ontology annotation, biological process: protein phosphorylation. Gene Ontology annotation, molecular function: protein kinase activity; ATP binding.